Messenger RNA from Ilex paraguariensis (yerba mate), 156 nucleotides. Lineage: Eukaryota; Viridiplantae; Streptophyta; Magnoliopsida; Aquifoliales; Aquifoliaceae. The record is from the annotation of a GenBank genome assembly.
AUGUCGUCAGUGGUGGAGUUUGCUUCUAAGGAAAGUAGCGAUCACGAAGACGGCAACGAACGGCUCGAUUUGCUUCACACAACGAAUCCAACGGCAGCGAACUUGUCACUCCCAGCUGAGACCUUUCUGAAAGCCGCCAUCUCUGUUAAAGACCAG